Molecule: messenger RNA, 453 nt
Organism: Cooperia oncophora
Lineage: Eukaryota; Metazoa; Nematoda; Chromadorea; Rhabditida; Trichostrongylidae
Source: the annotation of a GenBank genome assembly
AUGUCAUGGGCAGUUGGCGAAGUUCUGAAUAGUCUUGUCAAAGCUGGGAUAGCCGAGAACACCCUUGUCGUAUUGAUGUCAGACCAUGGACCACAUAUUGAGCUCUGCCUUAACGGAGGCUCGACAGCUGGCCUUAAAGGAGGAAAAUCAAAUUCGUACGAAGGUGGUUUUAGAAUUCCAUUCAUCGCUUGGCAGCCAGGUACAGUGAAAGCCGGGCGAGUGUCGAACGAAGUCAUUUCAAGUAUGGAUCUGUACGCAACGUUCCGAGAAAUGCAGACAUGCCCAUUCAGGAUUCACUAUCGAACGUCUCCUAUAUUCUUCAACGAUACGAUGGAUCCUAAUCUUCCAUACUUCUGUCCAGAUGGGAAACCUCGAGCGGACUGGUUAGUGAAUCUGAUUUUAUUGAGAUUAUUCCAGCAGCAUUUGAAUCCACAGCAGUGUAGCACAGCGUAG